UUCUAAGAUAGUCGGCAGAUAGAAAGUCUUAAACUAAAAUGUGAUCAUGUCAGAUAAAAGGGACAGAGAACAAAAGGAAAACGACACUUAAAAAUGGUGAUGGCUAGUUCCUGAUGCAAAAUCUCCUGUUACAAAUAGAUAUUUGCCAGCGUCUCCCGAUAAUUUUUCAGUUACAAGAGUGCUGCUCCACAAACAAGCUUUGGAAGGUGUUCUCUUGAAAGGUUGACAAUGACUAGCAUCAGUCUUCUGGCUUUGCUGGUAGUGCUGGGCGGCCUGAGACUCCAGCUUACAAAUGCUGCCCCUGGUUUUUCUGACAGGAGGCAGAAGCUGGAUAUGCGUGAUGAGACCAGUCUUUCAGCUGGAGAAAAGAUGAGGUGGAUUCAGGAAAAGCUAGAUCAAGAUGGCAGCGUGACAUUUAAAUCUGAUGGAAUGGUUGUACAAGUAACCAAAGAUGAAGCAUUGCUUGAAAAACGUGGCCCAUCAAGUAAUUCAAUGUACACCUUCAUUCUAAAGGACCCUGCAACUAACUUAACAGUGGACAUUAAAGUCAAGACUUUUGACGAGAUAAUGCAGAUUCUGUUCCCCAUUUUCGAUUUUCUUUAAACAGUCAAUAUGCUUACACAUCAUUGAUAAGAAUUAACACUUAGAGCACUCUGUUCAUCUUGUUAGAGAAACUUUGAAGAGGUCUAACACAUAAUUUGUUUUUGUUUUUUGGUUGUUUUUUUUUUAUUUUGGUAUGCUGUGCAGUGGUAGAGAUUACUCUUCUGUUGGAAUAUUGCAUAGUAAUCCACAGAGUUGAGACUGUAUGCCUUGUUUGAGACAUGUACAUACGAAGGCAUCCUGUUGUCUGGUCAUGAACAGUUGAUCUUUAAUCUCAUCAUUACUUGUCUGCCCUUUGCUGUCAGUUUAAAGUUUUGUGAAGCAGAAUUGCUUUUGAAAAUCUUAUUGUCUGAGUGGUGAGUGGUAUGUGGGGAAAAGUGUAGCUUGGAAUUUUAUGGAGUUUAUGGAUGCUUAGAUGUGUUUACAUGACUGUGUUACCAAGCUGGGAACGCUUGUGUCAACAAAGCAACUGCAUCUUACCACUGAUGACUAGACACCAAAGCAUGACUUCCUCAUCAUUAGUUUUAAUGUGGGAUGAGGGUUUGAUUUUUCUAUAAUGUGUUUUGUCAAACAAAGACUGCAGAAGGAAGGAAGAGACAUUCAUCCUCUGUAUUCCCUCAAUCCUGCUAUAUUGUUCCUCGAUCUGUAUCCGCCAGUAAUAUCAGUUCUUAUGAGACAGCCUCCAUCAUGAAUAUUCAUAAGUGACAGCUAGAGAAGUGGCAUAAUGCCAAGCAGUCCAGAACUCCUUGUUUAAUCUACAUCUGUAAAUACAAAUUAAAGGAAACUAUUUCUUGAGAUCAUGGAUCCAAAAUUUCUUUUCAGAAAGCAUAGUUAACAUUAUGACUUGCUACAAACUGCUGGAGAUGAGGACUGAAUGGUAUAGCAUCUAAAAUAAUCUACAAAGUACACGUAAUAAAUGGCAGAAAGGAGAACUAUCACAUCUACUAGGAUUAGAGGGUCAGACUAUGGCAGGGAUAGGAAACAGGGCGGGGCCAGAAAGGAAAAAGACACUUAAAUGGUGAUCGCUAAUUCCUGAUGCAUGAUCUCUCGUUACAAAAACAAUUCCCUGACAGAUUUUUCUGUUGUAAUAGUGCUGCUUCACAAACAAAGCCUUGGAGGGUGUUCUCUUGAAAGGUUGACAAUGACUAGCAUCAGUCUUCUUGCUUUGCUGGUAGUGCUGGGCGGCCUGAGACUCCAGCUUACAAAUGCUGCCCCUCGUUUUGCUGACAGGCAGGAGAUGCAUCUGCGUGAUGAGGAAGGCAGUGAUGAGACAAGUCUUUCAGCUGAAGGAAAGAUGAGGUUGAUUCGGAAAAAGCUAGAGCAGGAUGGCAGCGUGACAUUUAAAUCUAAUGGAAUGAUUGUACAAAUAACCAAAGAUGAAGCAUAUGGGAGCAAUGUGUCAGAGGAUGAUGAAAACACAUCGUUUGAAAAACGUGGCCCAUUAAAUGGUUCCAUGUACACACUCACUGUAGAGGACCCUGCAAUUGAAUCAAAAGUGGACGUUAAAGUCAAGACUUUUGCAGAGCUAAUGCAGAUUCUGAUCCCCAUUCUCAAUUUCCUUUAAAUGGUCAAUAUGGUUACACGUCAUUGAUAAGAAUUAACACUCUGAGCACUCAGUUAAUCUUUUAGAGAAACUUUGAAGAGGUCUAACAUAUAAUUUAUUUGUUUGUUUUGUUUUUUGUUUUUGUUUUUUUGUAUGGGGUGCAUUGGUAGAGAUUACUCUUCUGUUGGAAUAUUGCAUAGUAAUCCACAGAGUUGACUACAGACUGUAUGCCUUGUUUGAGACAUGUUGUACAUACCAAGGCUGCUGUUGUCUGGUCAUGAACAGUUGAUCUUUAAUCCCAUCAUUACUUGUCUAACCUUUACUGUCAGUUCAAAGUUUUGUAAAGAAGAACUGCCUUUAAAAAUCUUAUUGCCUGAGUGGUGAGUGGUAUGUGGGGAAAAGUGUAGCUUGGAAUUUUAUGGAGUUUAUGGAUGCUGAGAUGUGUUACCAAGCUGGGAAUGCUCUUACCACUUAUGACUAGACACAAAAACACGAAUUCUUUAUCAUCAGUAUUAAUGUGGGAUGAGGGUUUGAUUUUUCAAUAAUGUGUUUGGUGUACUAUAAUGUGAUUGCAUUUUGUUAAAGACUGAGGUGAAGAAGGAAGGAAGAAAACUGCACUAUUUAUCCUCUGUAUUCCACCAGUCUUACUAUAGCUCCUUGGUAUCUCACCAGUUCUAUUAUCAUUUCUCAAUAUUCCACCAGUUCCCUAUGAGGCAGCCUAAGUCAUGACUAUUCAUGAGUGACAGCUAGAGCAGUGGCACCAAGCCAAGCAGAACUCGUUUAAUUCAGCUGUAAGUAACAAAUUUAAUAAAACGUUUUCUUGAGGUUAUGGCUUCAGAAUACCCUUCCAGAUAACAAAGUUAACAUUAUGACUUGGGACAAACUGCUGGCAAUCUGGACUGAAUGUUUGCUUCUAAAAUACCAUACAAGUCAGAAUCUGACUAUGCUGUACAGCCUUCUACAUUAAUGAAAUGGAUAAUAAAUUUCUUUUCACUUGCUA
Messenger RNA from Pomacea canaliculata, 3143 nucleotides. RefSeq lists its product as uncharacterized. NCBI's taxonomy places the organism in Eukaryota, Metazoa, Mollusca, Gastropoda, Architaenioglossa, Ampullariidae. Bases 1640 to 2164 code for a protein of 174 amino acids. The record is from RefSeq and is a predicted model, not a curated record. The transcript is spliced from 9 exons.